AUGUUCUUGCCAAACCCACGAGUAGCUUUCAAAUGCUGCUCACCCCCCUUUCAACACAGCGUUGCGGCGAAAUUCGGCACAAAAUGUCUCUCUUCUCUGUCAACCAACUCAUUCAGUCGUGUAACAGUAGUAGGCCGCUGCAAUGUGGGGAAGAGCAGUCUGUUCAAUUGGUUCCUUACUGCAAACAGCUCAGCUUUGCCAAUGAAUAAGCAGCAGCACUUGGCCCUGGUAGGCCCUGAACCCGGCACCACAAGGGACCGCAGGGAAGCCCUUUGUUCGUGGAGAGGUCUACAAGUACUGCUGGUAGACACCGCAGGCUAUGAGGCUGAAUUUGAAGAUAAAAACAGUUCUACUUUGCAGCAGACCAACCAGCAGGUGUCACAAGCGCUUGAAGACGCCGACUUAAUUAUGUUUUUGGUUGAUGCCAAGGAAGGCGUCACACCGACAGAUGAACUUUUUGCGAGGCGACUGCGGAGCCUUUUAGAGAAGCGGCAGGCAGCGGAAGCUGAAGCACCAAAGACACAUAAGCAUCCAGAUACCACACUCAACGGUUGCAGGAGGUGGCCCCCGGAAAUAAUACUUGUGUUGAGCAAGGCAGAGGGAACUGGCGUGGCCGACUGCAUGGCUGACGUCUAUGACUUGCAGCUAGGCCACCCCGUAUUAGUCUCCACCAGGACAAACCAGAGCCCGCGGGAAGGACCUCCUGGGGGAAGUGCAGCAGCGGAGGCCUGGCUUGAGGGCUUGGCUCGACGGUACGGUCGGGGUGAACAUCCAGCUCUGGCGCACAACGAAGCUCCCCAGGGGUUUCCGCAUCUGCCCUGGUCACUGAAGAAGGUUACGUGCGAAACAAAAGAAAAGACGGCACAAGAGGAAACAGAAGAGGGGCUGUUUCUGGACCCAACAAAAGAGCCAGCACGCGAGGGGAUGCCGGACACGCACACUCACCAAGGCAACAGCGAGUUGUGGCCCAGUGCCGAACUUGAAGCCGAAGCGUCUGCUGGUCCUGCAGAAUGCCCUGAGGCACCCCCGGAGUGCUUGGACCAAGUGGCGGAGAAUUUGUUUAAAGCGGAUGGAGUCAGGGAUCUCAAUGCGACGAUCGAGGAACCAAUACGACUGACAUUUAUUGGGCGUCCAAAUGCGGGGAAAUCAAGCCUUAUCAAUUCCAUCCUGAAGGAGAACCGCCUGACGGCCAGCGCCACUCCAGGCACCACCACCGACUCUGUCUGCAUCAACUUUUGUUUCAAAAAGCAGAAAAUGGUGUUGACCGACACCGCCGGGGUCACUAGAGGCUGGAAGAUGCGGGGGGACGAUCUGCUGCAGCAGGCGUCCCUGCAAACAAUGCGUAACAUCCGUUCGGCUGACGUGUGUAUACUGUGUCUCGACGCUUCUCGGAUACAAGCGACAGGACAGAUUAGCUCUCAUGACUUGUCUCUAGCAAACCUGGCAACGGAGAAGGAGGGCCGUUGCAUGCUGGUGUGCGUUACUAAGUGGGACUUAGUUGAGGACAACAACAAGGACUAUGUGCGAUCACUGAUACUAGAGCGGCUGCAAACGGGACUGGGCCACCUAAAGGCCUGCCCCGUGGUGUUCACUUCUUCGAAACAAUCACAAAACCUCAACUCCCUGCUCAAUAAGGCACGCUCUGUGUAUAAGCCUUGGUGCAGUCGUGUGCCAACAGGAGUACUCAAUGAGUGGCUGCAGGAUUACACUGCCCGCUGGCCGCCACCCUGGAGACUAGGGUCUCAGUGUCAAGUAAAGUACAUCACACAGACACAGGCAAAGCCGCCAACAUUUGUGGCUUGGUCUAAUGUCUAUGCGCACUUCCCGACUCACUACAAGCGACAGCUGAUCAAUGCAAUAAGGGAGGAAUUCGGGCUUAACGGCAUUCCUGUACGUCUCGUGCUACGCACCACAGCAAUGCCGAAACCCGGCGCAAAGCUCACCAAGGCAGAAGCUUUAAAAUGGAAGAGACUGGGGCCGCAUCAGCAUCUGGCAGCGACAAAGCUUUCGCGCAAGUACUUGGUGAAGAAGUAG
Cyclospora cayetanensis is the source of this 2034-nucleotide messenger RNA. RefSeq names its product GTPase Der. The record is from RefSeq and is a predicted model, not a curated record. Lineage: Eukaryota; Apicomplexa; Conoidasida; Eucoccidiorida; Eimeriidae. Gene Ontology annotation, molecular function: GTP binding. The transcript has 5 exons. Bases 1 to 2034 code for a protein of 677 amino acids.